Molecule: messenger RNA, 555 nt
Organism: Ilex paraguariensis (yerba mate)
Lineage: Eukaryota; Viridiplantae; Streptophyta; Magnoliopsida; Aquifoliales; Aquifoliaceae
Source: the annotation of a GenBank genome assembly
AUGGCUUUGCAGCAAAGAGGUGGCUUCUCCACUCCUCACUGGAAGGGUAAUCCGUCUAUCAUAAGCACCCAAGAUUUUAUGGGAUGUUUAAAAAUCCCUGUCCGAGCACUGAACAUCAUUUGGGGCAACGACAGUCGAUUCUGGGAAUGGAUCAAUCUCUCUGAUGAAGAUACAAGGUCAAUUGGCUUUCAAGAAGCUGCAGUGCUUCUACAGGUCAACUGGAUCGAGGUCACUGGGAAAUUUGACCUCAACAAACUGUUCAGGAAUACUACCUAUAAUAUAUACUAUGCGAUGAAGUUCCAUGAUGAUGCAUUUGGGUGGCGUUUAUCUCCGAUCAAGUUCAAGGUGGGAAUCGCUGGAGAAGUGAGUGAGGUCAUCCAUGAACUCGAGUCGUACCGGGCUAAACAGAACAAGUGGCACGAGGUCCCCGGGGGAGAAUUUACAGUACCGAAUGACACUGCUGGAAGUGUUGAGUUUGGAAUGUUCGAAGUUGAUACACAGUAUUGGAAAGGUUGUAUGGUCCUAGGAGGUGUUUUAAUUAAGCCAAAAUCAUGA